Messenger RNA from Neurospora crassa OR74A, 1871 nucleotides. RefSeq lists its product as hypothetical. The record is from RefSeq and is a predicted model, not a curated record. The coding region runs from base 468 to 1583 and encodes 371 amino acids. Lineage: Eukaryota; Fungi; Ascomycota; Sordariomycetes; Sordariales; Sordariaceae. The transcript is spliced from 2 exons.
UGUCGUUUCAUUGUAUGCAACUAGGUUGCUCUCAAAGCCUCCUGACCUACACAAUGUCCAUGGAUAGAGUGUUGAUGAUCAAGAUCCAACCCCACAAAACAUCACUAUUGGAAUCCCUGUCCGUGGGGAGAUCCGGUGAGCAAGUGGAAGCCGAUCCACCCGAUUACCGACCCUCUUAUCAGCUCUGUGGUCAACCAUCCGAGCCAAUCCGUCACUGACAUCAUUCCACCCGCUGUGCGGCACUCUUCGUCAGAGAGACAAGUCAACCACUUGGCGUUUUCACACUCUUGCAAAUUGCAUUCAACCCGGCCUUAUCUUGCAUCGAUCCCAGCCCUAUACACACCCCAUAGUAUACAUACUUACACUGUCCAUCUCAGCGCGGCGUGUUCCGACAGCCCACGUUGCGAGUCCACUCGUGUCGGCCCAGGUACCCGACCACCAAAGUGUUUAAAAACACCCACUGCACCAUGUCGGCGCCCACGAGGAUACGAAUAGCUGCUGGUGGUGUGGUGGGCAAGCAACAGCCAUCCCAAUGCCGAUCCUACUUUCUCUCAAACCAGCCUCCAACACAUUCGCAACCGACCUCAUCACAGCCGCCGCCGCCAACCAAAUCAUCAACAACAAAAGUUAGUGGCGCAUCAUCGUCACCCGCAUCCGUCGCAAACACCACCAUCAACAAGCGCUCAACAUCCACCCUCCCAGAGACAAAACCGCGCAACCUCCCCGAAACCUGGUUCAACCCCAACAACAACAUUCAAACCCCCGCAAAAUCACAAUCCAGCAGCGAUGAGAUCCGACCUCCAGAUGGCCCCGGCGGGCUGAACAAGCCUCCAGACGAGCGCAAAGUCAAGCUAGGCAAAACCCUCCGAAUCCUCCAAGCCCACCUCCCAACCAUCCUCCAAUCCCCCCUGCCCACCUCCAUCCUCUCCCCCCAAAUCUCCCUCCACCUCUUCCCCUCCACCCACCCGCACCUCCCGACCGUCAGGGGCCGCGUCGCCUACAUUGCCGCCCUAUGGACCGCCCCCUUGGCCUGGAACCGGCUCCCCAUAAUCGGCAACGUCCGCCUCGAGAUCCUGUCUGAACGCAUGGUCGACCGCCCGCUCUACAAGCCCCCGUCGCAAAACCGGCGCAUCGGCGCCUAUCCCGAGGAACUGAUUGUGCGCUGGCGGACCAUCGGCAACGCCAAGAAUUGGGGCUUGAGUUUUAUCAAUGGCAGUGGCAGCGAGGCAGGAAGUGCCACGAAGGGGGUCAGGGAAACCGCGGACAAGAAGGGAACGACGACGACGACGGAGUACAAAGCGCCGGUGGGUGAUGCGGAACCGUCGGCGGGGAGGGAUAACAGCAAGAAGUCAGAGUUUACGGGGCUGUUUAUCUUUGAGUUUGAUGGGGAGGGGAGGAUCUUGAGUCAUACGAUUGAGCAUGCGCAGCAGGAUGGGGAGGUUGAGAAGGGGGUGGGUGCGACGGUGGUUGGGUUGACGGAUUGGUUGUUGGGUGGGAUGAAGGGGGCGAGGGAAGGGGAAGGAGGAACAUGUCCGGCUUUUACGGCAAGGCAGGCUGAUGAAGCAGGUGGUGAGGUGAGGUGAGGUGAGGUGAUGCUGGCAACUGGGUUUAUGAGGGACAUUUGAUGGCAUUGGGAAUGGGAAAACUGGGGUUGGUGUGUUUUGGGAUGCAUGAUGAGGAUGAGGAACGAUAAUGAACGACCUUCUCAGAGCGAGAAGUGUGGUCCCACGCUGCCAAAGACAAAAGGGCAAGCAUUGUUUUACUGUACAACAAUAUGUAUUUCUAUAUCCAUGAUAUCUACUCACCCCUUUUCUUCAUCACCCCUUUUUCACUCUUUCGCCAUGUACAAUGCGUAUUUGGCUAUCAUAUCC